Diplodia corticola is the source of this 1395-nucleotide messenger RNA. RefSeq names its product acyl-coenzyme a thioesterase 9. The transcript has 5 exons. NCBI's taxonomy places the organism in Eukaryota, Fungi, Ascomycota, Dothideomycetes, Botryosphaeriales, Botryosphaeriaceae. Gene Ontology annotation, biological process: acyl-CoA metabolic process. Gene Ontology annotation, molecular function: fatty acyl-CoA hydrolase activity. Gene Ontology annotation, cellular component: mitochondrion. Bases 1 to 1395 code for a protein of 464 amino acids. The record is from RefSeq and is a predicted model, not a curated record.
AUGUCUGCCGUAUCACGAUCAGCCCUGCGGGCACUGCGGCCUUCGCCGAGAGUCUUCACUCGCCGCCAAUUCAGCAUCACCUCUCACAAGGCCACCGAUGGUGUCUUCCGCGCCUUGACCGAAUCACGGGUCCAUACACCAUGGAUAGAGGCAUUGCGCAAGAAGCAGCGCCAGGGCGAAGACCCGUCGCAGCCAUCAGGAAAGCCGCAUGUGUCUGCCGAUCGGAAGCUCGAGCCCAAGAAGAUGUCUGACAGUUAUCAUCGAGUUAUUCUUCCUCUUGCCCAAGAUCCAUGGUUACUAGACACUUAUCUGAAUUCCUCUGGCCAUAUCAGACUUGGCACCCUUUUCAUGGAUCUUGAUGCCUUAUCCGGCGUUGUUGCUUACAAGCAUACUGGCGAUGAAGUCACCACUGUAACCGCAGCCUGUGACAGAAUCACAAUUCGCAAUCCUCUCACCGAGAUCUGUGACCUCGAGUACAGCGGCAGAGUCACAUAUGCUACAGGACGUUCUAGUAUGGAAAUCACUCUGCAAGUGGCCAAGGCUCCCAAGGAGGGCGAGAAGGUCAAAGACGAAGAUGUUUUGUUGCAUUGUAGCUUCACCAUGGUCUCGUUGGACCCUGGUACUAAGAGGCCAGUCAAUGUUAACGCCAUCGUUCCCGAAACGGAAGAGGAAAAACAGCUCUUUGCUCUGGGAGAGCAGAAUUCUAAGCACCGCAAGGAACUGAAAACAAAUUCUCUGAUCAAACAUACUCCCAACGAUCUCGAGAGUGACCUGAUCCAUGCGCUUUGGCAGAAACAGCUGCAGUACCACGAUCCCAUGGAUCCACUGCGGCGACCUUCGAACGUGCAUUUCAUGAAAGACACCAAGCUGCAGACGGCCAGCAUCAUGCAACCGCAGUACCGCAACCGCCACCACUUCAUGAUCUUCGGCGGCUUCCUCCUCAAGCAAACCUUCGAGCUCGCCUUCUGCUGCGCCGCCUCCUUCGCCCACGCCCGCCCCACGUUCGUCUCCCUCGACCCCAGCACCUUCCUCAACCCGGUCCCGGUCGGCAGCGUCCUGUACCUGACGGCCACGGUCGUGUACACGGACCCGCCGAUCGUGGCCGCGCCCGACGAGCAGGAGCAGGCGGGGGAGAACAACAGGUACACGCGCGUCCAGGUCCGGGUCGACUCCAAGGUGCGCGACGUCGAGCACGGCGUGGCGAAGCCCACCGGCCAGUUCAACUACACCUUCACCGUCGAGAAGGAUGUCAAGGUCAUGCCGGAGACGUACACUGACUUCAUGAUGUACGUCGACGCGCGGCGCCGCGUCAAGCAGGUGGAAGCCAGCUUCGGCGACACUCCUGUGAAGGGUGAGCAUGUCGACCCUGGGGAGACGGCUAGAGUGACCGAGUAA